Macrobrachium nipponense is the source of this 1200-nucleotide messenger RNA. RefSeq names its product axonemal dynein light intermediate polypeptide 1-like. The transcript has 9 exons. The record is from RefSeq and is a predicted model, not a curated record. Gene Ontology annotation, molecular function: dynein heavy chain binding. The coding region runs from base 148 to 912 and encodes 254 amino acids. NCBI's taxonomy places the organism in Eukaryota, Metazoa, Arthropoda, Malacostraca, Decapoda, Palaemonidae. Gene Ontology annotation, cellular component: axoneme.
CAAAGCCGGGGAAGAUUCAUUUCCGCCCCGUGUCGACGAUUGUACCGUUAUCUCUGGACGACUCGUGUUCAUGUACCGUGGGAUGUCCAGUCCUUAAAAUUGUUGUUGUAGGAUGUCCCAGCUCCUUAAUAUUGUUCCUGUCGUGCAAUGCAGUCGUGCAUUCGGUCAUUACACGGUGUCUCUAAAGCCGAAGAGACACAGGACGAUUUGGAGAUCAUCAACGCUGCUCUUGAGUCUGACUUUGGAGAUGAAGAAGAAGAUGACGACGAAGAGCUGACAGACAGAGAGAGGGGAGAGAAAAUAGUCGACAUUCUCAUUCCCCCUUGUGAAUGGGAACCAGCGGAGGGGGAGGAGGAGGAAGGGGAAGAAGAAGAAGGCAUUAAAUGGAUACAGAGGGUCUCAAGGGCGCCCCCGAGCAGGACAGCCGUGAUCCAGCUGUGGGAACAACUCGACCUCAAGAUCAAGGAACAGCAGGCGAGAACGAAGGGCAUCUGUGCCAUCCGGAGGGCGCUUUACAGGGAAUGCUUUGACGAACUCAUACGUCAGGUGACCCUAGAUUGCCCCGAGAGAGGUCUUCUUCUGGCCAGGGUCAGGGACGAGGCCAACAUGACGAUCGAGGCUUUCCAGUGCCUGUUCCACAGUGCCUCCGAAUUUGGUGCUACCAAAGCCAUUCAGUCCGAGAGUGGCAAAGGUGAUCUAGAGGGAGAGUUGCAAGAGCUGGAAUGCCGAGUGGCAGGUCUGGAAGCCGAGGUGCGGAGGCUGGAAGCCUGGAAGAGACAGGUAACCCGCAGGUGGGAGGAACGAAGGGAGGUGCAGAUGACUCUCUUCACGGAGGAGCUGGAGUGCUUGGAACGCUCCGAGAAGCAGUAUCAGGUCCUCAUCGAGACGUUGAUAGCCAGCAGAAGUGGGUAAAAUCCUAAAACAGGUGAAGAACGCGUUGCGCAUUAGCAGAAGACUAUCCAGAAUAUAUUUCCAGCCUUCCUCGGCGUUUCCGUGGGACUGACACUUGUCCAUUUUGUUUAUGAAAAGAAAGCAAUUAUGCCUUCAAGUUCACAAGAGCUCACCAACACACGUCUGCUCACGUAGCGGCAAAAUAAUAAUAAUAAAAAAAAUGGACGAGGAAUGGGCGAUGACGUCAUCGAUGUAAACAAUGCUACAGCUCUGUAUAUGUAUAUGUAUUUAUUAAAUAUUGCUUAUUUU